GCGCCCGCGCGCACCGGCGGCGAGAGAAGAGCAGGCAGCGCCGGUGAGUGUGUGCGGGCGCGGGGCCGACGCGCCCCCGCCUUCCCCGACCUCCGCGCCUGCUCCGGGCGCCGCCGCCCUCACCUGCGCGCUCCCGCCGCGCCCGGCUCCCCGCACCUGCGCCCGCGCCGCGGAGCCGGGGGUCCUGGCGCCCCGCUCGCCCGGCCCGGCCUUCCUUGGAGCAUCUUCAGCCCGAGCUGCGCCCGCCCGCCCGCUGCUCCUCCCAGUAGCUGGUGAGGGUUCCUGCUCUAGUCCAGGGGAUUUGGAUUAUUAUGGAGAACUAUUAUUGAAGAGAGAUCCAUUUGUUGGCAUGUGAAAAAAAAAAGAAUGAAUCAAGAUAAAACCUCUAAAUGCAAGUACCAGAAAAAUUACAACACAUCACAGUGAAUUUGCAAGUGGAUUGUCUUUCCUGUGGGUUGGCAGGCAGUUGUAGGACUGCAAAAUGGGUCUCCGGAUUCACUUUGUUGUUGACCCACAUGGUUGGUGCUGCAUGGGUUUGAUUGUCUUUGUCUGGUUAUACAAUAUUGUUAUAAUUCCCAAAAUUGUCCUCUUUCCUCACUAUGAAGAAGGACAUAUUCCAGGCAUAUUAAUAAUAAUAUUCUAUGGCAUUGCCAUAUUUUGUCUGGUUGCCUUAGUAAGGGCCUCAGUAACUGAUCCAGGAAGACUCCCUGAGAACCCUAAGAUCCCACAUGGAGAAAGGGAGUUCUGGGAAUUAUGUAACAAGUGUAAUUUGAUGAGACCAAAGCGUUCCCACCACUGCAGCCGCUGCGGCCACUGUGUUAGGAGAAUGGAUCAUCACUGUCCAUGGAUUAACAAUUGUGUUGGUGAAGAUAAUCAUUGGCUUUUUCUGCAGUUGUGUUUCUACACUGAACUUCUUACUUGCUAUGCACUGAUGUUUUCUUUCUGCCACUAUUAUUACUUUCUUCCACUAAAAAAGCGUAACUUGGACCUCUUCAUUGUUAGACAUGAAUUGGCCAUAAUGAGACUAGCUGCCUUUAUGGGCAUUACUAUGUUAGUUGGAAUAACUGGACUCUUUUAUACUCAACUAAUUGGCAUCAUCACAGAUACAACAUCUAUUGAAAAGAUGUCAAACUGUUGUGAAGAAAUAUCGAGGCCCCGAAAGCCAUGGCAGCAGACCUUCUCAGAAGUUUUUGGCACUCGUUGGAAGAUCCUGUGGUUUAUUCCUUUCAGGCAGAGGCAACCACUGCGAGUUCCCUACCACUUUGCCAAUCACGUCUAAACAGAUGGAUGAGGGGAAAGGAGAGGAAGAGCAAGAGACAGAAAAUCAUUGAUCAGCUGCAUCCUGUACACCCCCUACUGGGGAUGGAGCUCACAACAUGGGCAUGUGUCCCAACUGGGAAUCCAACCGUGACCUCCUGGUUUGUAGGUCGAUGUUCAACCACGGAGCAACCCCG
Eptesicus fuscus (big brown bat) is the source of this 1454-nucleotide messenger RNA. It is a transcript of the gene ZDHHC21, whose product is annotated as zinc finger DHHC-type palmitoyltransferase 21. The record is from RefSeq and is a predicted model, not a curated record. Gene Ontology annotation, molecular function: protein-cysteine S-palmitoyltransferase activity. NCBI's taxonomy places the organism in Eukaryota, Metazoa, Chordata, Mammalia, Chiroptera, Vespertilionidae. The transcript is spliced from 10 exons. Gene Ontology annotation, biological process: protein targeting to membrane; peptidyl-L-cysteine S-palmitoylation. Gene Ontology annotation, cellular component: endoplasmic reticulum; Golgi apparatus. Bases 482 to 1279 code for a protein of 265 amino acids.